CUGCAUUGGAUUGCACCAAAAAGUCUAGAUCACCAUGGUGUCUUGCUGGAGAACUCCUACAACCAAAGAUGCAUACCGGCUUUCAUGGGUUAGUCUAGCUGUAACGCUGGUAGCCGCUGGAGCUGGGAUUGGAAUGUACGUGGCUACGGGAUCAUCGCUGUGUUUGGUGUUUGGUCUCGAAAAUUGCGUCGACUUUUUUAGUAGUGCAGUAGUUCUGUGGCGCUUUUUCGCUCCUACGAAAGUCAACCAGGAACUGGAAGAAAAGUUGCACCGUCGGGAAAAGCGAGCUUCCGUCGCGAUUUCUUUCAUUUUAGUACUGCUCGGAAUGAGUAUACUUUCCACCGCUAUUUCCGAUUUCGCGCGUGGAGAAGAAGAUCCGGAUGGUCUUAGACUGGUAGUCGCAAUAUCUUUCUUUUCGUUCAUUGUGUUUGGUAUUUUGGCCACUUUAAAGUUUCGCUACGCCAAGGCACUGCAGUCGGCCUCUCUAAAUAAGGACGGUAUCUGUUCGUUGAUUGGUACGGUAUUGGCGGGCGCACUUUUUGUGAAUACUUUGAUUAUUGAACAAAAAGGAAGUUGGUGGUGGCUGGAUCCGACGGUCGCGCUUCUGUGUGGUUUUGGUGCCAUUGCGAUUGGUAUCCACGCGGUCCACAUGGCACGAUAUAGCGACGAUCUGCCUCCAAGGAGAUGGAACGGAUGA
Molecule: messenger RNA, 697 nt
Organism: Phaeodactylum tricornutum CCAP 1055/1
Lineage: Eukaryota; Bacillariophyta; Bacillariophyceae; Surirellales; Neidiaceae
Exons: 3
Coding region: 35-697 (220 amino acids)
Biological process (GO): transmembrane transport; monoatomic cation transport
Cellular component (GO): membrane
Molecular function (GO): monoatomic cation transmembrane transporter activity
Source: RefSeq, a predicted model, not a curated record